Messenger RNA from Podospora pseudocomata, 3172 nucleotides. RefSeq lists its product as uncharacterized. Lineage: Eukaryota; Fungi; Ascomycota; Sordariomycetes; Sordariales; Podosporaceae. The transcript is spliced from 2 exons. Gene Ontology annotation, molecular function: iron ion binding; monooxygenase activity; oxidoreductase activity, acting on paired donors, with incorporation or reduction of molecular oxygen. The record is from RefSeq and is a predicted model, not a curated record. The coding region runs from base 1544 to 3106 and encodes 520 amino acids.
AAUCAACACUGCAGCCAUCCUCUCUUCUCAAUCUCAAACAUUUCCCCCGUGGCGCACGCCAAAAUGACACCCACAUCACAUCAGUCAAAUUUACCCAUCCAGCUACCUACCUUACUGUGUUGCAACGAGAAUGGAAGGGUGACACCCCCCGGUGAGCCGGGCACCUCCCAAACAAACACCCUCCAUCCAUUCCCACCACAUGCUGUGAUGUAUAUUGCUUACCUCUUCACGUCAUCCAAUCGCAUCACUUCUUCUUCGUCCUCUCUCUUUCCCGUGCGCCCAUCCUCUCCCACCAAACAUACGCUGUAGGACCCACCGUAAUUCCCGGGCGCCUAAGCACCACUGCGGCACAGCCCGCCCGUUGAUCCCCGAACGCGGGCAGGUGCAAAUCUCGGGGUCUUCGGGAUUGCUUGUUGGGAGGAGGAGGGGCCCGGGGGGGAUCUCUGCUGCCCGCACCGCACCGGUCACUGUUCACAAAAUCCCACAACAAGACUACGCCACCAAACGGUCCGAAUUCCCUGAAGCACGUGUUUCUCCCCCCUGACAAGAAAGCGGGAGUGGCGCCAUAACUGCCGGAAGGAUCUGCGUUGGCCAGGGGGGAGAGGGAGGAAGAGCCUUAUGGGGCAGGUUGUAGUAGACUGUGCCUCUUGAGACGUUGCGGUGGAUGUUACCGGAGUGUUGGGUGAUGGACUGGGAAUGAAACUCUCGAGCAGAAUUGAUCGCUGGCUGCAACCGAGCGAGACACCGAGCUGGUUGGUGAUGGGCUUCUGUAAUGGAAGGGUGACACUGGGACGAACGGCUCACUGGUGUUGCGUUCGGAGGGAGGGGAAUCGAUAUCACGUCGGCGGGUUCGUGUGUCUCAUCUUUGCUUGGUUUGCGGUUGUUGGCACCGUCAGCCGUGAAACCCGGUGUGCGUGGCUUCUGAGGUUUGUCCGUGGCUUGUUCACCGGUGGUACACUGUAGCAUCCAACGGUUUGUGAAGCCUAGGCGGAAACCAAUCCCGGGGGGCGUAGCAGGGCACCCAGGCCCCCAUGUACCGUGACUUGUGCUGCCUGUACCUACCCAGGUUGCCGCGUUCAUCUAGGCACAGCCAGAUCGAUCCCUAGAAUCCUUUCAACCAUCAUGGGCCAAGGUCAUGUCAUCGGGACGAACUUGGUUCCAUAAAUGGACGGCAGUGUCUCCAUUCGUCCGUCAGUUGGUGAUGGUUUGCUGAGGCGGCGCAGGAGGUGUUCGCUGCUGCGACGGCUUAGUUCGGUUCUGGGUGACACGGUGGUGACGCUUUGUUUGGAAACAAGGCACAGGUAGGCAGGCAAUGAGCAAGCGGGCAGAUUUUUGCGGUGCUGGGUUGCCAUCGCCGGGUAGCGGUGGUUCUUGUAUGCGUCGUCGGCUUUCCUCUCGAGCGGAUGCUUGAAAUCCCUAUCAUCAUCAUUAGACCAGACUGUCACCGCACGCAAGUCAGCACCGAAUUUUGGGAAAAUUGUUCGCUCAGCUUUGCCUCAUUCUUUCUUUUCCACCUUUGAUACCUACUCUGAUUCCAAGCAUCAUGUCCAUUCUUGGACUCGUCACGCUUUCCCAAGCGGCCGUUGUUGCUGCGGUUUGCUUCGUCGUCGGCCGAGCGCUGUACAACGUCUUCUUCCACCCGCUAGCCGUGUUCCCAGGACCACGGCUGUGGGCCUCGUCUCGGGUACCAUAUGCCGCCAACCUCGUUCGCGGCCGGCUGCAUCACCGGAUCAAGCAACUGCACGACCAGUACGGCCCGGUGGUGCGGAUAGCCCCCGACGAGCUGUCCUUCACCCUCGACGGGGCCUGGCACGACAUCUACUGCGGCGGCUACGGCAACAAGGGCUUCCCCAAGCACGACGCCUACCGCAACGCCCAGACUUUUGUCUCACUCUUCGAUGCCGACGAUGAGAACCAUACACGCCUUCGCAACCUCCUCGGCAAGGAGUUCUUCUCGCUAAACUCUGCCCGUCGCCAAGAGCGCAUCGUGCAGGAGUACACCGCUCUGAUGAUCAACCAGCUGCGCAAGCAAUAUGUCGAGACCAAGCAGCCGGCAGACAUGCGCGAGUGGUACAACUUCUUGACGUUUGACGUGGCGGCGAGGGUGACGCUCAGCGAGGAUUUUGGCUGCCUGGAGAAGAGGACGUAUCACCCUUGGAUCGAGAUGGUAUUGACACACUUUAAACUGUCAGCGUUGUUGAUGAUCUCGCGGUUUUAUCCUCCUUCGUCUUCCUUGCUUUUCACCCUAGCACCAGCCAGACUUAUGGAGAUGAGAGAUACUUUUAUCAGGCUUGUGCGGGAGAAGAUUGAGCGUCGAAUGAACCGCACUCUUCCGCCCGAUGACAACGAUGAUUUCGUCACUGCUGCCCUGGGCAAGGGGGUUGAAAAGGGGCUGACGAAGGACGAGCUCGAGGCGAAUUGCAUCUUGCUUCUGUUGGCCGGGAGCGAAACCAUGACGACGUCGCUGCUGGGGGCUACGCAUUACCUGUGUGAAAACCCCGCCGUCUUGCGUCGGAUAACGGCCGAGGUUAGGGCAACCGUCACAUCCGAGGAGCAGCUUACCUUUGGGUUCAUCACGGAGAACAUGCCUUACCUCAAUGCUGUGCUCAAGGAGACGCAGAGGCUGUGUCCACCGGUCGCGAACGGGCCUGCUCGUGUGGUCAACAGGCCUGGCACCAUGAUUGCUGGGUUCCCUGUUCCGGAAGGGACCGCUGUUGGUGUUACUCAGUUUGCGGCAAACCGCCAGACGUCGAACUUCACUCGCCCCAACGACUUUGUGCCCGAGAGAUGGUUGUCAGUGGAGCAGGCGGGGCAGAUUGGUGAAAAGAUUGGCGACAGCGCUCUUGCGCAAGAUGUCGAGCAGUUUGCGGGGGAUGUGCGCAGCGUUGUUCGUCCGUUCGUGGUCGGCGGCCGCGACUGCAUCGGACAAAACCUCUCAUGGGUCGAGUUUCGCGUUGUGUUGGCUCGGAUUCUGUGGAAUUUUGACAUGGAGGUGGUCAGGGAGGAGAAGUUUCCAUCGUUUAACCAGUGGACAGAUCAGAAGGCGUUUGAGCUUUGGCAGAAGGAACCUUAUCAUGUCAGCUUGACAGAGAGGACAAGUUUGUAAUAUUUUCUCGUUUCUUCGGUUUAAGUUAAAGGAAUAAAAUAGCCUACAGAAUUCUGCAGUCGGGGA